Amorphotheca resinae ATCC 22711 is the source of this 706-nucleotide messenger RNA. RefSeq lists its product as hypothetical. The transcript has a single exon. NCBI's taxonomy places the organism in Eukaryota, Fungi, Ascomycota, Leotiomycetes, Helotiales, Amorphothecaceae. The record is from RefSeq and is a predicted model, not a curated record. The annotation marks the transcript as partial.
ACAUGACCCGGUUCGGCAUGGAGGAGACAACCGGCUCGCAGGCACGGUCUGCAAACGGUCCAUUAUCCCAACUAGCACUGCGUACGGAAAAAAUAAAGAGAGAAGCAUUGCUCUUGAUGUACCAGAUGGUGGACUCUACGGCAGGACUGAAAAGGAAACAUUCGAUUCGCACUAGACAAAUAGAAUUCCUGGAGACGCUGAGUCCGAUGGAGCUAGCCACCCUUGGCUGUUUUGUGAAGGCCCUGGGACUUGGAUACUCCGAGCAUAUGAAGCUUCAGCCUAAGCCAAUGAUCGAGGGCCACAUCCGAGAGCGUAUGUGCGUUUUUGAGGACAAAGUUCUCCGAUACGGACCCUUCUUCGCUUGGGCUACCGUCGCUGGAACGCAGAGGUCGCGCCGCUGGGCUCGUAUUGCUAUGCUGGAAGGGUUGAACGAUAUGGAGGCUUUUGAAAGAGGUCAAUCAAUGGCCUACGCUAGUCUGCAAAGCGUUGUAUGGAAUGUGUUUUGCAAGAAAGCCGAGUGCGACCUGGCAGACAGUUGGAAUAUAAUCCAAGACAUAGUUGAGGAACAACUGGUUUCCCACAAGGCAUAGAUUCGUUUUGAUGGUUAGUAUAGCGACGGCAUUGACGCAUAUGGGAGAUGAACCGGAUGGGCGGGUAGAAUGAAUGAUUCAUGAUGAAUAUCACAAUUCUUUGAAUGAUUGACAUA